AAUCUACUACAUCACAUAUGUCUUAUGAAGUUGAUAAGAUGUGGUCUUUACGUGUUUGCUGAAUGAUGCAAUUUUUUUGUGAAACAUGUUACUAUCACUAAUCAACAGUAUUUUGAGCAUAAAGAAUAGCAGUCAACAACUAUUGGAAGACAUGAGGGUGGUGUGACAACAAUUUUGUACAAGUAUUAAAUUUGAAGAAGUCUGAUGAUAGACUAGACAUGAUAUGUACCUACUUUGACAUGCUCUUCAAUACCUUUUUGUCAUUUUAAUAUGUGUGGUCUUGUGUCGUUCUUUCCUAGUCCUCAGUUUUGGAAAACAUUGAGUACUUUCACAUGCACAUAGAAACCUGAUAUUAAAUAGUUCUGUAGGCUUGGUGUAUGUCGAUUGUUUACUGAGAUGUUAUUUAGGUAUCACAGACGAAUCUUGAUUGAAUGGAUUGGAGAUCCCAGUGGGGAACUUGAUUUUGCUGAAGAGAUAUUAGAAAAUGAUGCAAAGAACUAUCAUACUUGGAGUCACAGACAAUGGUUGAUUAAGCAGUUUCAUUUGUGGGAUGGAGAGCUGGAUUAUGUUGAUAGCUUACUGCAUCAAGAUCUGAGAAAUAACUCAGCUUGGAAUCAACGCCAUUUUGUCAUUAGCGGUACAACUGGGUGGACACAAGAUGUGCUAGAGCAAGAUGUCAGUUAUGUUCUUGGAUUCAUCAAGAAGGCACCAAAUAACGAAAGUGCAUGGAAUUAUCUAUCUGGAAUUUUAGAUGACCAAAGGAAGAGCACAUAUGGUAGUCUUAAAGAGAUUUGCUUAGGCAUGUUGUCUGAUCACAUACGAUCUCCCCACCUGUUGUCUUUUCUUGUUGAUACAUAUGAAGAAGAAGCAUUAGAUAGUAAAAAUAUGUGCAGGGAAGAAAGUUUGUCUCAAGCCAUACAGUUGUGCAGACAGCUUGGAUCAGAUGUGGACACUAUAAGAAGAAAGUACUGGGACUAUAGAGGCCGGAAACUAGAACAGAAGUCUAGAGAAUUACAGACUGAUAAUGAUAGUAUUGAAUAGUUGCUUGUUUGCCAUGCCAAAUUGGUAGCACAGUACCAUAAUGGUGAUGUCCGGUAGACGAUGG
Corticium candelabrum is the source of this 1105-nucleotide messenger RNA. RefSeq names its product protein farnesyltransferase/geranylgeranyltransferase type-1 subunit alpha-like. Gene Ontology annotation, molecular function: CAAX-protein geranylgeranyltransferase activity; protein farnesyltransferase activity. The record is from RefSeq and is a predicted model, not a curated record. The coding region runs from base 397 to 1041 and encodes 214 amino acids. Gene Ontology annotation, biological process: protein farnesylation; protein geranylgeranylation. The transcript is spliced from 5 exons. NCBI's taxonomy places the organism in Eukaryota, Metazoa, Porifera, Homoscleromorpha, Homosclerophorida, Plakinidae. Gene Ontology annotation, cellular component: cytoplasm; protein farnesyltransferase complex; CAAX-protein geranylgeranyltransferase complex.